Syngnathus acus (greater pipefish) is the source of this 2221-nucleotide messenger RNA. It is a transcript of the gene dytn, whose product is annotated as dystrotelin. Lineage: Eukaryota; Metazoa; Chordata; Actinopteri; Syngnathiformes; Syngnathidae. Gene Ontology annotation, cellular component: plasma membrane. Gene Ontology annotation, biological process: synaptic signaling. The coding region runs from base 246 to 2057 and encodes 603 amino acids. The transcript is spliced from 15 exons. The record is from RefSeq and is a predicted model, not a curated record. Gene Ontology annotation, molecular function: zinc ion binding.
CAGCGCCAACGCAAACAAAGAUGCUACUGAGUGACACAGAUUGUUUGCUUCAGCUACAAACCUGACUUUGAUGCCCCUCACCUCCUCUUCCACCCGUAUGAUGUCAUCAGUCGUUCUGGCUGUCCAUUGGUCCGAAGCAGACAGGUGAGCAGCAGCUGUGAUGACAGAGGAAACCAAAAUGGCAUUAAAAAUUUAACAGCUUCUGCUCGACUCAAUGCUAGGAAGGCUGCAGACUGUAACCUGUCAUGGACGUCAACGGUCUCAUUUCAGGGCUAGAGGACUUCAACAAAAUCCGCCCCCCAGCCUACAGAGUUGCAAUGAAGCUUGAAAGUCUACAGAACAUUUGUCACAUGGAUGUUGUGUUGACCCGCCACAUCGAGGCCGCCCUUGACCCGGGGGGCAGAGGCAAGCGGCAGCGGGAUUCUGUCCUAUGCAUGGAUGAAGUCACCCAGCAGCUGAAGAAGAUGUUCAGAAGUGUGUCACCGGAAUUUGCAGAUCACUCCACCGUGGAGUCGGCCGAGAAAUUGAGCAGUCUUAUAUUCAAGAUGUUUGAUGGGAAUCAGUUGGGUCAUAUACGUGCCGUUUCUCUCCGUAUUGCUCUCAUCUGUUUAUCGGCAGAAACACUCCUGCUGAAAUAUGGAGCCCUGGUGUGUACAGCAGCAAGUGCUUCCGGAUCCAUCAGUAGGUCAUCUCUUCGAUCCUUAUUGGAGGAUGUCAACCAGGUUCCCGCGGUCAUCCAGGAGGAAGGAGUGUUUGGGGCUGUUGAAGAAGCAGUGAAGUCAUGUUUUCACGAGGUGCUGACCUCCACCGUAAACAGGGAACACGUUUUAUCAUGGCUGCAGAGUGAGCCUCGUUUGUUGCUAUGGUUACCUGUUCUCUAUCGCCUGUUCAUAAGUCAGAAGGUCGUUCACCCCGUCCGCUGUCAUAUCUGCAAGAUAUUUCCCAUCAGUGGACUCAGGUAUCGCUGUGUGAAGUGUCUGAAAGUCCACAUAUGUCAGAGUUGCUUCUUGUCGGAGCAACAGACACGCAAACACAAGAGUCACCACCCAGUGAUGGAGUUCUGCACACCGCCCACAUGGCGAGAGACUUUCUCUUCAAUUGUGCACCGUGCUCGUCACUCCCUGUUACCACGACGAUCUACUCAAAGAGGAGCUGACAUCGCAAAGAGUCCAACGAGGGAGGAAGCAAAGGACAGCCAUAAGACUGCGCCACCUGUCCAUUCUGCUGCCACUCUCCAAGAAUGUGGGAGCACCUCUUCCAUUGUCUGUGUUUCCCAUGAUUCCACGGUACAACUUCAAUCCUUUUCAUCCAAGUCCCUUCAGACUGAGGAGACACUGCCAGAACAGUUGGAAGUAUCCACUCUGCUCACUGAAGUCAGGAACCUGCACAAAGACAAACGGCUUCUGGAAGAGCAGCUGCAGGUGUGGCAUCUCGCUGUCCAAUCCGAACAGUGUAUGCUGAAGGAACGAUGUGCGGAGAUGGAGGUUACCAUGGAAACAGUUAAGGAACAUAACAUCCAUCUGCAGACGACCCUCACUCAGACACUGAACAAGCUGGAACUACAGCAAUCUGCCAAUAAUGUGCCGCAACACCAGAAUGAGAUGGAGAACACGGAAAACAUAGACAAAGGAACCAUCACACCAACGUCUGACGUAGACACCUGCGUAGAUGAAGAUAAAAACGAAGAUUUCAUGUUGAAGACAGACGAGGGGAGUGAGAGUGAGGGAAGUUCACUCACAACAAUAAACCAAGAUUGGUCACAUGACAUCCAAUAUGAGGAGAAGUGUGCUGGUAACAGCCAUCUUUGUCAAUCCAUUCAACAAGAGGAUGUACUAAAGGAGGUGGACAAAGGUAUGGCUGAUGAACAGGCUUGUAGACCUUGUAGUCCAGAAGAGAUGCUGGAGCAAACGAUGGACCGAUUAAUAAGUGUCUUUGGGACUGGCAGGAGGAAGGAUGAACUAUCAGGUGAUAAGGCUUUGGCACUUAUUGAGGCUGCGGACCAAGUUGGAGACUCUUUACUCUGCCUGGUGGACAGUUUGAGGCAAAUCCCCAUUUAGACAGAGAAGAAAAGGUUUAUGCCACUGGAAACCAUCCUUCGACAUCAAUGGUGUCAAAGGCAUUUCUGUCUCCGGGAUAUAUAUCACUGAUGUCAUCUCAAUUCAAAAAUAUUUUUUCUGUUUGUUGUGUCAUGUAAAUGAGCGGCUAAAAAGACAUGUUUUUU